Vicia villosa (hairy vetch) is the source of this 4338-nucleotide messenger RNA. Its product is annotated as PH, RCC1 and FYVE domains-containing protein 1-like. The transcript is spliced from 9 exons. Lineage: Eukaryota; Viridiplantae; Streptophyta; Magnoliopsida; Fabales; Fabaceae. The coding region runs from base 472 to 3843 and encodes 1123 amino acids. Gene Ontology annotation, molecular function: metal ion binding. The record is from RefSeq and is a predicted model, not a curated record.
CGUUCUUUCUUCUUCUUUUUGACUACUUGUACUUUAUUCAGCCUCCGAUUCUCUCUCUCUAACUUUCUCUCUCUCCACCAUCAACCGCUUCAGAGACAACGUCGGAACACCGUAUUCCUCGCCGGGAAUUCUCUUCCACCGCCGGAAAAUACUCUGUUCUUAUUCUUAAAACUAAACCGCUCCGACCAAGUCUCGGAGAACCGGGUUUUUUUUGGUUUCUUCUUCACCCGGUCCAAGUUGCUGCAUGAGUUGAAAAAACGGCUUUUUUGACUUGAAAUUGUCAAUGGGGUUACUGGGUUUCUAGUUUUCGGGAAGAGGGACGGAUCUACUUAGGUUUUUUUUGCAGUUUAGAGGAUUGAUAAGAAGUGGGUUUUGAGUUUCGGAGAAAUUGAGUUUGAGGUUUUAUGAUGUACGGAACUCUGAGAAGCGAUCGUGGAGGGUGGUGGAGUUUCGGUGAAUCUCUCACAUGGAAUGGCAGAUCUUGUUAAUCACAGGAAUGCAGACCGUGACAUUCAGCAGGCGUUGAUUGCUUUGAAAAAGGGUGCUCAAUUGCUUAAAUAUGGUCGUAAAGGAAAACCAAAGUUUUGUCCAUUUAGACUUUCCAAAGACGAGUUGUCAUUAAUCUGGUUUUCGAGUAGUGAAGAAAGAAGUCUGAAACUCUCAUCUGUCUCAAAAAUUAUUCCUGGACAAAGAACUGCUGUUUUCCAACGAUUUCCACGUCCUGAGAAGGAUUAUCUAUCUUUUUCACUUAUUUAUAACCACGGGAAGCGAUCCCUUGAUUUGAUUUGCAAAGAUAAAGUUGAGGCAGAAGUGUGGAUUGCGGGUCUCGGGGCAUUGAUAUCUUCUGGUCAAGGUGGGCGGUCCAAAAUUGAUGGAUGGUGUGAUGGAGGCCUGUAUCUUGAUGAUAGUAAAGACUUGACAUCAAAUAGUCCUAGUGAAAGUUCAGUCCGUGCUUCUCAAGACAUCAGUUCUCCUGACGUUUCUGCUAGCGUACCAAACAAUUCUCCCAAGUCCAUUCAGCCUGAAAAUACCUUAAAUUUCGAAAGGUCACAUGCACCAUCAAACUCAUCAAAUAUGCAAGUGAAAGGAUCUAGUUCAGAUGUUUUUCGUGUUAGUGUUUCAAGUGCACCCAGCACGUCCAGUCAUGGGUCUGCACCUGAUGAUUAUGAUGCUCUUGGAGAUGUAUACAUAUGGGGGGAGGUUAUCUCUGAGAAUAUUGUAAAAGUUGGUGCUGAUAAAAAUGUCAGUUUUUGUAGCCCGAGAACUGACAUUCUCCUCCCAAAGCCACUUGAAUCCAAUGUGGUUUUAGAUGUACUUCAAAUAGCAUGUGGUGUUAAACAUGCUGCUCUAGUCACAAGGCAAGGUGAAAUGUUUACAUGGGGUGAAGAAUCUGGUGGACGCCUUGGCCAUGGUGUUGGGAAGAAUGUGGUUCAACCUCGUCUAGUUGAAGCAUUAGCUUCUUCAACUGUUGAUUUUGUUGCUUGUGGUGAGUUCCAUACCUGUGCUGUUACAAUGGCUGGGGAAAUAUAUACAUGGGGUGAUGGCACUCACAAUGCCGGACUUCUUGGUCAUGGAACCAAUGUAAGUCACUGGAUACCGAAGAGAAUCGCAGGUCCUCUAGAGGGGCUUCAGGUUGCUUUUGUCACUUGCGGUCCGUGGCACACAGCCUUGAUAACUUCAACUGGGCAGCUAUUUACAUUUGGCGACGGAACGUUCGGUGUCCUCGGCCAUGGAGAUAGAGAAAAUAUUUCAUCUCCUAGAGAAGUAGAAUCGUUAUCUGGGUUGAGGACUGUAUCUGUUGCAUGUGGAGUGUGGCAUACUGCAGCUAUUGUCGAGGUCAUUGUGACACAAUCCAGUGCAAGUAUAUCAUCGGGUAAAUUGUUUACUUGGGGAGAUGGCGAUAAGAAUCGUCUAGGACAUGGAGAUAAGGACGCUCGGCUCGAACCAACCUGUAUAUCUGCGCUUAUCGAUUAUAAUUUUCAUAGAAUUGCUUGUGGGCACAGUUUGACAGUAGGCCUGACAACGGCUGGACGUGUUUUUACAAUGGGUAGCACUGUUUACGGCCAGCUUGGGAGUCCCCAGUCUGAUGGAAAACUUCCCUGUUUGGUCGAAGACAAGCUUGCUGGAGAAUGUGUUGAAGAAAUUGCGUGUGGGGCUUAUCAUGUUACUGUUUUAACCUCAAGGAAUGAAGUUUAUACGUGGGGCAAGGGUGCGAAUGGAAGAUUAGGCCACGGAGACGUUGAAGAUAGAAAAAUCCCAACUUUGGUUGAAGCCUUGAAGGAUAGACAUGUGAAAUAUAUUGCAUGUGGUUCAAACUAUUCGGCUGCGAUAUGCCUACAUAAAUGGGUAUCCGGUGCUGAGCAGUCUCAGUGCUCUACUUGUAGACAGGCGUUUGGAUUCACUAGAAAGCGGCACAACUGUUACAAUUGUGGACUUGUACACUGCCAUUCAUGCAGCUCAAGGAAAGCAUUAAGAGCAGCCCUUGCUCCUAAUUCUGGGAAGCUGUAUCGUGUUUGUGAUUCUUGUUAUGUAAAAUUGAACAAGGUUGCAGAAUCCAGCAAUAAUAAUCGGAGGAACGGAAUGCCUCGUAUUCCAGGCGAAAACAAGGAUAGGUUAGAAAAGUCUGAGCUGAGAUUGACAAAGUCAGCUGUGCCUUCUAAUAUGGAUUUGAUAAAGCAAUUAGAUAGUAAGGCAGCCAAACAAGGGAAAAAAGCUGAUACCUUCUCGCUGGUUCGCGCUACACAAGCUCCGUCUUUGCUACAGCUGAAAGAUGUCGUCUUAGCUACUGCUAUAGACGUAAAACGCACAGUCCCGAGACCUGGUUUUACACCGUCUGGAGUGAAUUCCAGGUCCGUCUCACCUUUCUCUAGAAGAUCGAGCCCUCCUCGUUCAGCUACGCCGAUUCCAACAACAUCCGGACUCGCCUUCUCAAAAAGCAUUACUGAUAGUUUAAAGAAAACAAAUGAACUUUUGAAUCAAGAAGUGCUGAAGUUGCGCUCUCAGGUUGAGACCCUGAGACAGAGAUGUGAGCUGCAAGAAUUAGAGCUUAAAAAGUCGGCAAAAAAGACUCAGGAAGCUAUGGCACUGGCGAAUGAGGAAUCUGCCAAAUCCAAGGUUGCAAAAGAAGUUAUUAAGUCACUUACAGCACAGCUCAAAGAUCUGGCAGAGAAGCUUCCUCCCGGUGUUUAUGAUGCCGAUGACAUGAAACCAGCAUACCUGCCUAAUGGUUUCGUAGAGACAAAUGGAAUCCACCACCGAGACUCUAACGAGGAUCCGCACCACUCAAGGGCAGAGUCGAUCAGCGGCUCCAGUUUGGCUUCCAUAGGACUCGAAUCUUCUCUGAUGAAUAGAACCGAUAGAAAUUCACCUGGAAGCUAUGCAACUAAUCUUUACCAGCAGAGCCGCGGAUUUGUGACCUCUAACGGGACAGAUGAUUACCGAGAUGUUAACUUGCCAAAUGGCAGUAGCACAAUCCAGACAACCAACAGUAGUGUGUCGCAUACAAUCGAUGGCAGGGAUUCUGGAAAUUUCCGAGAGGAUGAGAGUGGCUCGAGAUCAAGAAAUGACACGUUGCCUUCUAAUAAUAAUAAUCAAGUUGAUGCAGAAUGGAUUGAACAAUACGAGCCUGGUGUCUAUAUAACUUUGGUUGCCAUGCGAGACGGAACAAGAGAUCUAAGGAGAGUGCGCUUCAGCCGAAGAAGAUUCGGAGAACACCAAGCCGAGACUUGGUGGUCAGAGAAUCGAGAUAGGGUAUAUGAAAGGUACAAUGUUCGUAGCACAGACAAGUCGACCAGCCAAACAGCGCGGCAAGCAGAAGGUGGUGGUUCACCUGGUGUACAAUAAUAUUAGGAAAAUAGAUGGAGGAAAGUUCUCCAUUUAACUCAUUUUGUUGCAGUGAACAUAAUUGUAGGAAAUCAAUAUGAAGGAACCAGACACCUUUUAUUAUCCGUCAUUUUUUGUUAAAUUUCUCUAUAAGUUAAAUAUCCUCCAUUUUAUUUGGGCUGGUUCCUGUUACAUAGUAUUUGUUGUACUGUAGUGUAUAUAAAAUCAUCUAUAUAACUUUCCUAUUUUCUUGGUUUUUUUUGUUUUUCCCUGUCACACCUAUUUUUAUUAUCUCUCAUGCAUAAAAUGUGGUGAUAUUUUUUUUUGGUUUUGAGAGUAAUAUAAAAAGAGAAAGAUGAUUAUAUGAAAACUAUGAAGAAGAAUGAUUUGAAGAAUUUGACACAGUCCUCCAAAAUUACCCAAAAAAAAAUUCUGAUACAUUUUACAAGUUUCUCAACAUUAGAGGAAAGAAAAUAUUAGUACCUGGAUCAACCUGCAUAAACCAUGACCGACUGU